This is a messenger RNA of Nilaparvata lugens (brown planthopper), 1122 nucleotides long. RefSeq lists its product as uncharacterized. Bases 203 to 757 code for a protein of 184 amino acids. The record is from RefSeq and is a predicted model, not a curated record. NCBI's taxonomy places the organism in Eukaryota, Metazoa, Arthropoda, Insecta, Hemiptera, Delphacidae. The transcript has 7 exons.
AGAGUUAUCUCGUCACAGCUCAGUUGUUUAUGGCCUGAUUUUUGAGGACUGGAAAUUGUUACCUUCAUAGUGGGUUCCAAAGCAGCGAUUUAGUUUUAGUAAGAUCAACCUCACAUUCUUUGCUUAUAUACAUUAUACUCUAACUUCUCACAACACUUCUUCACCUUCCACGUUUGAGAUAGCCUACAUACCUACUGUAGAAAUGACUGGUGAAAUGCUAAUAGUGCAAUUCAGGUCUUUUUUCUCAGUGAUUAUGAUCACUGUUUGUUCAACAUCAAUUAUUAUAAUCCCGGCUGAGGCAACUUCAGGUGGAUUUUCAGUGAAUAUUGGAAGUGAGGAAUACAUAGCAACAGGAAUCUACUUAUGCAUAAGGGGCAUAGAGGGCUCUCGAGAAUCAUUGAAUAACAUACCAAUCAUUCCCGUGACCAGAGAGCACCUACAGAAUAAAAUGAAUGAGGCAGACAGGUUUUCAAGAAAUGCACUCCUAAAUGAAUUGCAAACACCUGCUACUCUUGCGCAAUUACGUAACAAAUUGAUAUCAGAAGAGAGACUGAUGAGAGCUGGACUAGAAAUUUGUGCACCUCCCAGUGGGUGGACGAAAGACGACUUGAGACGAAUUGCUGAGCCCAAGGUCGUCGACCACCUUGCUGAGUCGCUGGGUGUAUCUGAUGGUAGCAGCCGGGCUUCAACUCGAGCUUUGGGAGAUAUAAUCGUGCAAGGUGUUAGAACCCAGAGUAAUAUUCCUGGACGAAGUUGAUGGGAAGUGGAAUUGGAAUACAAUGAUGGCAGAAGUAGAUGGAACAGGAUGAGAGGCUUAUUUGUUGAGGGAUAGGAAGAAAAAGAAACAUUUUUUUUUCGUUUUUCAAUUAACAAAAUAAAUAAAUAAGUAUUCAUAGUUUUCGCCUACCACAUAUAUCUCGAAUACUUUUUUGUGUGGGAUUUUUUUAGCGAAUAAUCAAAUCGAAAUUCAAUCUUAUCUCUUCAAAUAUUUCACUGCUAUGCAAUAUCGUGUUGUGUGUCUUAAUCUCCUUGAAUAAACUCGUUAAAGCUGAAUGUUAUGAAAAUAUAAUGUGUUGAACCUCUCCUGUGUUAUAAUGAAUAAAAUGAUUUAAUAUGAUUGAA